AUGGAGCGGCGCGGGCGGCCGGAGGCGUUCGGCUCGCUGCCGCUGCUGCUGGUCUGCUGGCUGGCGGUCGGGCCGGUGCUGCCCCAGGUCCGCCACCCUCUGCCUGUGCUGUGGAUGAUGCCGCUCAGCUCCGGGUCGGGGAGGGAGAACCUGACGGCCGGCGUGGGUCCGGCUGUCCGGCUGGCUCUGCAGGACCUGAAGAAACAGCCGCCACCGCUGGGGAACUAUGAGAUCCAGCUCCAGCUGCUGGAUUCGCAGUGCGAUCCCGCUUCAUCGCUCAAGGCUCUGUUUGACUCCCUGUGGGCGGGGCCGAGGUACCGGCUGGUGCUUGGAGGGGUGUGUCCGGCUGUGACGGCGCUCGUCGCCCGCUCUCUGCCAGCUCUCCACCUGGUGCAGGUCUCCUUUGCAGCCGCGUCCCCCGGCCUGGCCAACAGGAGGUGGUACGGGAACCUGUUCAGCACGAUGCCGUCGGACCGGGCUCUGAACCAGGCCGCGGUCAAGCUGCUGCAGCGCCACAGGUGGACCAGGGUCGGCGUCGUCUGGCGGGAGACGCCCAGACUCUCUCAGAUGAAGGAGGAUCUGAUCAGGCAGCUGCUGAAGGCCGACGUUCAGGUCGUUUCCACGGAGAGUCUCUCCGACGACGUCUGCAGCAGCCUGGAGAAGCUGAAGGCUCUUGACGUUCGGAUCUUCAUCGGACAGUUUGAAGAAGACUCUGCCUCGGAGGUCUUCUGCUGUGCGCACAGACUGAACCUGUUCGGGGCUCGCUACCAGUGGAUCGUCGUCGGCGGAGGAACCGCAGGACGGGGGCCGGGGCGGCGGGCCUCGGGCUGUACGGCCGACAGCCUCCGGGCGGCUGCGGACGGAUCCAUCAGGCUGCAGAUCAGACGGCUCGGCGGCACAAACGCAACGGGAGUCUCCGGACGGACUCCUCGGGACUACCAGGACUCCUACCUCAGACAGCUGACCCGGGAGGGGUCACCGUUCAGCCCCCUGCACGCCUUCGCCUACGACGCGGUUUGGGUCGCUGCCGUAGCGCUGAGCCGGGUGACGGAGGCCGUGAAACACCGAGAGAAAUACGGCGUCCGGAGAAAUGUGGCGGCCAGCGAGGCGGAGGUUCAGGGGAUGCUGCUCGAGGCCGUGAAGAAGACGCAGUUUGAAGGAGUCACGGGACCAGUUCUCUUUCGAAACGGGGAGAGAGUGGCGGCGAUCGAGCUGAUCCAGUCUCAAGGCAGCGGUGCUGUGUUGGUGGGUGAGUUCAGUACAGCCACCCACCAGCUCCGGCUGCUGAACCACCUGCUGCAGUUUAAAGGUCCAGGACCAGCCAGAGACCGGACCCUGGUGCGCCUGCAGCAUCGUCGCGUGAACCUCCUUCUGUACAGCAUCGUCUCAUCGGCUGCGGCUGUGACCUUCGUCGUCGCUCUGAUCGUCCUCUGCUUCGUCGCCGUCCCCCGCAAACGCUGGCGGCUGAGAUCCAGCGGGGGAUCCCAGGACGGGCUACUCCUGCUGGGCAUCCUGCUCUCCUCCUCCUCAGUCCCGAUCUCUGGUCUGGACGGAGCCUCGGUGUCUGACUGGACGUUCGAGAUUCUCUGCUCUGUUCGUCUGUGGACUCUCUCCGUGGGACACACCGUGGGCUUCGCCGUGCUCUUCACCAAAACAUGGAGCAUCUAUUCGCUCUGCAGUAUCAAACAGAAGCAGCAGAGUCGUCUGCAGCGAGCAGGCCGCGUUGUGCUCUGGAUGUUCCUGCUGGAUGUGUUUGUUUUAAGCUCCUGGCAAAUCCUGGACCCCCUCAGACGGGUGGUGCUGCAGCAUCCCUUAGAGAGUGACCCCGCUGAUCCGGACGUUAUCAUCCGGCCGCACUCUGAGCGCUGCAGCAGCGUCAACAUGGAGCUGUGGCUCACCGCCGUCUACGGAUAUAAAGGACCUCUGCUGGGUCUUGGAUGUUUCCUGGCCUGGGACAUCAGGUCUGUCCAGGUGGACCAUCCUGCUGUCAGCAGCAGACACCUGACUCUGAGCGUGUUUGCUGUGACGGUGUUCAGUGUGUCGGGAGCGUCGGGAUCGCUGCUGGCGUCCCACAGUCCUCCCGUCCAGUUCUGUCUGAGCAGCGUCCUCGUCCUCUGCUGCAACAUCUGCGUCCUGAGCUGGUCGUUCGGGCCAACGAUUUCGUACCUGUGGUUGCACGGCAACGAGCGGCCGCAGCCGUCGGAGCUGCCGGGCGAAGCUGCGGAGGAGGAAGAUGAAGAGCAGCUGAGCAGGAUGAACCAGCGGCUAAAGACUCGAGCUGCGCAGCUCAGUGUGGAAAUAGAAACCGUCACCGUGCAACUUUCGGAGGCGUCAGAGCCUGAGAUGCUUCAGCAUGUGACGAGAACCAGCGACGAUGAAGUAGGACCUGGGACUUGGACUCAUGAAGCCCAGGUCUCGGCUGAGGAGGGAAACUCUAGUCCAGACGACGUCAACUCCCCUGAACACGUGCGGCGGCGUCUGUCCGUGCAGCUGCCGAUCCUCCACCACUCCUACCUGCCUGUCGUCGGCGGCGUCAGCUCCAGCAGCUCCAGCCUGGAGGCCUUCGUUCGCCACGACGACGUCGCCCGCCGGCACGCACCUGGAGGCGACUCACCGCUGAACCGAUCGGAGGGCAGCUGUGGCCUUGAAACUGUGCGACCGCACAGUUUCAACUGAGGAUUUCGGUCCCAAAUCAAAU
Messenger RNA from Xiphias gladius (swordfish), 2698 nucleotides. RefSeq names its product gamma-aminobutyric acid type B receptor subunit 2-like. Gene Ontology annotation, biological process: gamma-aminobutyric acid signaling pathway; G protein-coupled receptor signaling pathway. Bases 1 to 2676 code for a protein of 891 amino acids. Gene Ontology annotation, cellular component: membrane; G protein-coupled receptor heterodimeric complex. The transcript is spliced from 19 exons. NCBI's taxonomy places the organism in Eukaryota, Metazoa, Chordata, Actinopteri, Istiophoriformes, Xiphiidae. Gene Ontology annotation, molecular function: G protein-coupled GABA receptor activity. The record is from RefSeq and is a predicted model, not a curated record.